Schistosoma guineensis is the source of this 3477-nucleotide messenger RNA. The record is from the annotation of a GenBank genome assembly. Lineage: Eukaryota; Metazoa; Platyhelminthes; Trematoda; Strigeidida; Schistosomatidae.
UGAAGACGAACAAUGUGAAUUCAACUCAGUUUGUUGUUCGGAGUUAUGAAGAAAGUGAACAAAGUCUCGGUUUCAUUGGAUAUCGAUACUGAACCUAGUCGUACGACUGUUACUAAUUUUAAAUCCCUUUAUAUAUAUGAGAUAGCAUUUUCGCAUAUGUUUGUUAUGAAACAUAAUACAAAUAUGAGUGGUACUCAGUCAGCUAUCAUCAUUUAUCAUUUGCAAUUAAGUCGUGAAUUGAACAGACAGACAUAACCUAGUAUGCGCAUUUUAUUCGGUGAAAAAUUUACAAACCAAGAAGCAAAGAUAGAUGAUACCUAAUUUUUCUAUAGACCUUUAAUUAUGCUAUUAUGUUAGUAAAAUCCGAAGAGAUAAACUAUAGUAAGUGUAAAGUUCCAUCAAACUUCAAAUUCCAGCCGUAUACGUUAUUUCAAAUCUAUUGUACAUUGCUUGCAUCAUACUUUUAUUAAUACAACCAUCGUAUACGUUGACAUAGUUUCCUAUAAUCAUCACAACAAGUGGCACUCUGCGCGUUCGAAUUCAAGUUCAAUGUCCCGGAUACUUCAGAGAAUUUCUCGUACGUACACAUUAUACUAUUCUAAGGGGUGAUUAUGGUCAUAUCAUAUGGGCACACGAAACGUCAACAAAGAACCAGUCUUUUGUGAACUAUUUGAACCUGAUGUUUAAAGAUUUUGGAUAUGUGAUCGUGAAGAUUGCAUCUGAAGGUCCUUAUCCUGGAAAAUCUGACUUCGUUAUUAACUGGUGAGGAGCAGGGUCAUACGCAUUAAGGGUUAUUGAGCAUUACCUAAGCGUUCACUCCAUAUUUCCCAGUUGUGUAUGUGGAAACUCAACUGAGUAAAUCCUAUUCCCGCUAUUCGUCGGAAGAAGUCGUCACCUAAUGUCAUUAAAAUUUAGGCAGAGUAGCGUCAUAUCGCAUAUAUCAAGGUGUGUAUAUAUUUUGAACAUUGGGAUAUCGUGACUUGUUCCGAUUUCGGAGAUCAAAACAUGUAACGGCAGAUUUGACUAACAAACUGAUAACUUGUGCAUGCAUACAUAUUACUGAUGUAUGGGGAAGCCUAACACAUUUAAUUCAACGAAGAGUUAGCGACCUAUAAAAUUGAUGUCAACGUAUCGUUCAUGAUAUUUAAUUACAUUAUUUCCAGGUUGGUAAUUCUAACCUAUGUUAUUUUAUUAUAAGAGAAACCCAUUCUUCUGUCUAGUGAUCAUGCCUCUUAUACGAGUUCAUUGGAGAGUUUGAGCCAAUUGUCCGGUCUCGGUAGUUUUCAUUUUAGCACAUUGCAUAAUUGAAUAUCAUCCAUCUAUCAAAAUUCUUCUCUUUCAUUUCAAAAGUUGAAUAUUUGCCCAUCAAUUCAUAAAACCUAUUUCAUACCAAUUAUAUUAUUUAGUACUGGUGUUAUACUCAUUUGUUUUAAUCAAAAAGACAUGUUUUAUUAAUCAUAAUCAGUCCGAUGGAUAGCGAAGAUUCAUAUGAUGAAAGUUCUAUCUCGACCAGUGAAUCAAGUUUUUCGACAUGUAAUUCAUCAGAUUCUUCCGACUUUACUGAACAACAAUUUCAACACAGAAACAGGUUGAAAGGUCCUAUAAUAAAGUCAUUCCCUGUAAGAAGAACAAAGCUCAAUGUGUGUGCCAAUAAAGGCUCUGUAUCGGCCCAUAGGAAGCGCACUCUUAGUCAGGUGUCCCGUGGUGAGUCUUUUCUUAAUUUAAGUUCUACGAAUUCGGAAUAUGGAUGGUUACCUGGUCGUGAACAAGAAUUUGAAAAUAUUUAUACAUUCAUACUCAAUAAACUGUCUCAAAAUUCUGGCGGCUGUAUGUAUAUAUCUGGUAUUCCGGGUACUGGUAAAACAGCAUCAGUUCAAGCGGUGCUGUCAACAAUGCAUAAAUUGGUUGCUGAUUCAGGUUUGGAAAGCCAAAUACCCACAUUCCAAGUAAUCUAUGUUAAUGGCAUGCGUGUCAGUGAUCCUAAGCAGGUUUACGUGGAGAUAUAUGAACAACUAACUGGUUUAACUGCAACUGCAAAAUGUGCUUCUGACUUGUUAGAAAAAGAAUUUUGUCAUAAUGUAAUUAAAAAAGUAUCUCAUAGUAAAGUUUCUGAAAAGCCAGUUGUUUUAGUCAUUGAUGAAUUGGAUUUGUUAUGUACUCGUCGACAAGACAUACUCUACAGUCUUUUUGAUUGGCCUACACGCCAUAACAACCAUCGUGUUUUAAUAGUAUUGGCUAUUGCCAAUACCAUGGAUUUACCGGAACGUUUACUUCAUCCACGAGUAGCCAGUCGUUUAGGCUUAACUAGACUUACUUUCGCACCUUAUUCUCACGAACAACUUGCUCAAAUUGUGCGACAUCAUUUAUCGUCUUUAUCAAAUAUGUUUCAGCCUAAAGCACUUGAAUUGGCUGCACGUAAGGUAGCUGCUGUUUCUGGUGAUGUGCGACGUGCUCUUGAUAUCUGCAAAAGAGCUGCUGAAAUUGUUUCAUCUAUUGGGAAAGGUAACAAAGAAAUAGAUAUUUCGCAUAUCAAUGCCGCUUUAAAAGAGAUGUUCACUACACCGAAAUCAGAAGCUAUAUGUGCUUGUUCAUUAUAUGAGAAAUUGUUUCUUCGUGCUGUUAUAGCUGAAUUUCAGGCGCGUUCAACAGAAGAAGCUCGAUUAGACCGGUGUAUUCGUCAAAUGUUUGCACUUUGUCGACUUGAAGGUGUUCCAUGUCCAACUACAUCAGAAGUAUUUGCUAUUUGUGCUAGUCUUGGAGCUCAUAAGCUAUUGUUAACUGAAAGAUCGCGAUGCGAUAUUUCAAUGCUUGUCCGUCUCAAUUGUACAAAGUCGGAUAUAUUAUACUGUUUAAAUCAACAACCUGACUUAUAAAUCUAAAAUAUACUGGACGAAUUACUCUAAACUUAGAAAGAGAUGUUUUAAUGGACGAUUAUCCAACCAAUCAUCUGUAUGUUCGAGAUUAUAUUUGUAUUUUUCAUUUCAAAAACGACAUACUGAUGUUCAUGCAUUUCAGUAAAUUUGUCGGUAUUAUAUUUAAUUGAUUCUAGUCCAUGUUUACAACUUUACCAUGGAUAAAAACUAAGAAUUUGUUUUUUAUGAAUCAAUGCAGUUAAUAAACUAGAUUAGAACUAGUUUAGCAUAUUUCUAUUAUAUCUAUUAAAUAAGCGUUAAUUAACUCUCCCAUUUCUCGAUAAUCCCACAUAUUUCUAAAUUCUUUUCUUAAAUCUGCUCAAAUCACUUUUUACUGACAAAUUUUUUAGUUGCAAUAUGUUAUUGUUUUGGGCCAGCUUUAACCGAACGAAAGUAACUAUAAAUUUAAAUUCAUCUUCCUAAUGAAUAGAUGAUCGUUUUCAUGUUUCUUCUUAAAAAUGUUUGCUUUGAGUCAUUCUACAACAGUUUCAUAGCUAAGUUGUCAUCUAAAGAACGCUAUCUCAUUUAAAUCUGACAUAAAAAACGUUAAUUGAAAAAUGUGAAA